Molecule: messenger RNA, 6274 nt
Organism: Eupeodes corollae
Lineage: Eukaryota; Metazoa; Arthropoda; Insecta; Diptera; Syrphidae
Exons: 7
Coding region: 844-4248 (1134 amino acids)
Molecular function (GO): metal ion binding; protein binding
Source: RefSeq, a predicted model, not a curated record
UUCGUUGAAUUUCGGUUUGUCACUCAUUCGCUGGCGAACAGCAGCGCUAGUUUGAGAUACAAUUUUCUAUAUUUUAUUUCGCUUCAAUCGCGUGUGCGUCGCAUAGUAGAGAACAACACACUAGAAAAUACAAAAAAAAGAUACAAAAAUAAUAUAAAAUAAAAGCGAAAGAAAAUAAAAAUUUAAAGUGAAUGUACUCUUGGCGGCAGAAGAAGAAGAAUUUUAAUUCCUUUUGCAACCCCCCGCAGCAGUGUUUCUUUCCUCUUUCUUCCUCAGUUUUACUAUUUCUUUUAUACUGAGGGAAAUAUACGCCCAUUUAUGCUAUGAAAUCAGUUUGUGUCGUAAACUAAAUAGAGUGCGGGAAUUUUAUUAAUUUAGUUUAACAAAAAAAAUAUUAAUAAUAAUUUGUAUCUACCAAAAGAUAAAAGAUUGAAAUAAAAAAUUAAAUAAUUCGGUGUCGUCGUCGUCGGUUCGUGUGUACUGUGCAUGUUAUUACGACAUCACAGCGAGUAAAGGCGAAAAACACGUUUUUCCCCCGAGAGGCUCUCGUAAUCGUCGUCGAAGUCGAAGUCGUCGUCGCAGCCGUCUUUUUUUUUGUUGAAAUUUUUAGUGCUUGUUCGGGGCUUAAAAACAAGUGAAAAUUUACAAAUACAAAGAAGAAAAACACUUAAAGACUUUUUAUAUGGACUGUGAAAAAGAAAUUCAAAAAAAUAUUUGUUAUUUGUGUAAAAUACAAAAACUCAAGAACAAAAAAGAAAACAACAAUAUAUCAAAAAUUGUUGUAAAAUAAAGUGAUAUAAAAAUUAAAUAAAAAAAAACUACAAAACAAAAUAAAAAUAAAUUAUGUCAAAGAACGCGGAAGAUGCGUUCGAAAAACUUCACAAAAUCGCCUAUGAGCCCAUAACUGAAGACAUUGUCGACUGGUGUAUACGCGGAAGCGAUGCGUAUAGAGAACCAAGCACUUUAUCUUCAUUAACACCCCACAGCUCUCCAUCAUCACAUCAUCAACAAAUGAAGAGGCGACGAAAAAAGAAGAACUCUUUUACACAAGCUGCAGUCUAUGCAGCCAUAACACAUCAUCAAGACUCACAAUCACAAUCAUCAUCACCACCGCCAGCAACUGCAGCACCAGUAGCAGCAAUUCAUUCACCACCUCAACAACUCACCCCUCUCCUUUCGCCAUCGAUGAUGACGCCGACAAAGACGACGACGUUCAACAAUCAUCUGCAGCAUUUGUACCCACUGAAUAUUCCAGACAUUGCCACCGAAAGGAAGGCGGCCAGAUCCUCCCAAUAUUACGAGCACAACAAUUCCAACUACGGCAACAGUAAUAGCUUGAAUCUGUAUUACCUGUACGGGGACUCCCUGGCGCGCUGUGGUCAGUUGCGCGAGGCCUUCGAUAUUUAUGCAUUUAUAGCGAGCAAUUAUCUAGACGGGUGUGUCCCGUUAGCGCGUUUAAAAGUUCUCUCGUCCACAUUGAUCGAUUACAUAAGCAGCACACAAGCUUCGAAAACAACUCCCUCUUCCCCAGUUGCACCCGCAAUGCGAAGGGUAGCCAGUAGCAGUCUAGCUAUGGAGUCCAAUUCUACGAUCAGUGGUGCGAUGGGAGCCUCCACUCUACCGCUGCUGAGUGCAAACACCAACAGCAAUUGUGACCGAGUGAGAUAUUCUAAAAAUAAACGUAUUCAGCGAUUUUGGAAAGAUGGGGGUGCUGGCGGCGCCAGUAGUGGUGGUGGGCGAUAUAAUGAUGUAGCUGGGCUAUGCGACGAAAGUCAUGUAGACUUUUGUGACACUUUGCCCAAUGACGCCAACAGCACCGGUCUAAAGCAGCCCAUCUCUCUGGCAACCGAGGUGAUGGAACUAGACCCACUGAUGUGUCCCCAAUGUCGAGAUAUUCUCCGGUGUCCAGUGACGGCAAAUUGUGGACACAGUUUUUGUCGAGAUUGUUGUGAAGCAGCAACCAUGUGUCCUGUAUGUCGUGUGAAAUUUCCAACGUCAGUUAAUUCGGUAGCAGCUGCAGCUGCUGCAGUGGUUAAAUCAUCCGAAUUCCCGCAACCGCCAUCGUCGUCGUCGUCGUCAGACCAAAUGAUGGCAUCCUUAUACAAUUCCUAUGCAAGUGCGUCACAAUAUAUGAACUUUACAUCCGAUAGAGGAGGACCAACUCCGGCCAGAGCCAUCACCAACACGGCUGCUCUAUUGCAUAACAACAACAACAACAUCACCAACAGCAGUGGCAAUGGCAAUGGCAGUGGUAGUGGCAGCGUCAGCGUUGGAAAUUAUCAUCCGCAUGCCAACGGCAAUAAUAAUAUUUCAAUGAAAUUUAUGCCGGAUGUGCUCGUCAGGCGGCUGGUAGAUAAAUGGUGGGGUGCCGAUUUGCAGGCCAAAACAAUCAACGAAAGGGCAGCAAGUUUCUUGAGCUUGAAUCUUCUCGAUGACGCCCUGAAGUUCUGCAAUGUCAGUUUGGAAAAAUGUCCAAAUAAUUUCAACAGUCUUUUAUUGCGGGCCGAAGUCCUGAGGAGACUCAACCAUUACCAAAGUUCUUUAGCAGACAUUGACCAUGCUCUGCGGAGAAAAUCCUCAUCAGCUAAGGCCCAUUAUCAUCGCUCACUGGCACUUUGUGGAUUAGGUCGUUUAGAUGAAGCACUUGUUGACCAUUGUCUGGCAGUUUGUUUCGAUACUAAAAAUUCCCAGCUCUCUUCAACCGAACUCUUUCAACAUGAUCUCGCCAAGCUCCUGCAAAAACUUUUGGCACAAUCUCCAAAGAAAAUCCAUCUCAACUCGUUGUCGUCGUUGUCAUCGUCAUCACCCAAUUCAGCACCCUACGAUAUUGUCCUCGAGAGUCGACAAAGAAGGAAACAGAUAGUAUUACAGGGCGCCUCGUUUAAGGGGGAUGAGUGCAUUAUAAAUGCUACUGAUGCAACCACAGACUGUGACCUUCUGCGGCAAGGCUCACGUAAACAUUGUCGCAGAAAAUCCUAUAGUAUAAAUCGUAGGCAACAACAACAACAACAAAAACCACAAGUCGUAGAAGAAAAGCCAACACAGUUGGUGAACUUUUUUGGAAGCGCACGUUUCGAUAGUAUUUUGGAAAGAACUCAACAAGAAGUACAAAGAAUCAAAGAAUCCGAAUCAAAUUUAAGUCAAGAACAGCAGCGACAUCUCCUGCCGGUUAAUCCUAAUCUUAUUGAUGCAUCAGACUUCGAUUGUGUACUGUGCUGUCGGACGUUUUGGAAGCCUGUGGUGACGCCUUGCGGCCACACCUAUUGUUGGGUAUGCUUGGACCGAUGCAUGGAUUACUCACCCUCGUGUCCAUUGUGUAUGUCGCCACUUGUUGAACAGCAUGUGAAUGUUUUGCAAGGCUCAUCCUCACCAGUUCCUUUCAUUCUUGCCAAGAGGCCAGUUACGAAAUUCCUUGAAGCAGCCAUGAAACGAUUCAUUCCAGAGUGCUAUGAGAAGCGUUUCCAACAGGAAAUGGACCUGGAGCCAUCAGUUCCGGUCUUUAUUUGCACCACAGCAUUUCCACACGUUCCCUGCCCAUUAUUUGUCUACGAGCCAAGAUACCGACUUAUGGUCCGACGAGCCGUCGAAUCCGGCGAGAAACAAUUUGGUAUUGUCCAGCCGCACAGUGGCAAGUCGAGGUAUUUUGAUGUGGGCACUAUUCUCGAUAUACGGGAUUGUGUGCUUUUGGGUGAUGGUUGUUCGAUAUUGAGCACUGUUGGAUGUAAGAGAUUCAGGAUACUUGCCAGAAAUGAAAAGGAUGGCUAUGAAACGGCCAAAGUCGAAUAUAUUUACGAUGAGAUUAUAACAGAGGAUACAAUUCCGUUUAUUAGUAGUAUGCAUGCGUCGGUGCUGAGCAAGGCAAUUGAAUGGUAUGAGAGUUUGGGAACAGAAAUUAAGGAGGAGAUUUUAAGGAGCUUCGGUGGAAUGCCAGCUGUGGAGGAUAAUUGGGAGAGUAUUGCUGAUGGACCGGCGUGGGCGUGGUGGAUAAUUGCACUUCUGCCACUCAAUCAGCAAUUGAAGGUGGAUAUCUUAGCUACAACGAGUUUAGAAAAACGACUUCGUGCCAUUGAAAAAACUCUCGAUUGCAUGUCUGGAACAUUUAAGCGUUCUCAACAAAGUUGUGUUGUUGUUCAUCGUGAAUGCAUUCAGCCAUGUCAAGCCGUCGAAUGCUGUCAACGUUCCUCAUCUGAAUUGUCCAGCAGCAGUGAUUCCCAUGCACCAAGUGAACAUUCACACUUGAUGCUUUAGUUCCUGAUGGCUCUAAAAGAAGUUUAAAUAAUAACAAAAACAAGUUACCAACAGCAAAAUUAACUAUGCUACUACUAAUCGACCAUUACACUAAACAUUUAAUUAGAUUUUAAUUUCUUUUUUUAAUAACAAUUUAAAAAAGCAAAAAGAAGAAUACACUAUUUUUUGUUUUAAAUUUAAGUAAAAAUAAAUAUGUAUAAGUGUUGUAAUAGUGAAACUAAUUUUAAAUUAAAUUUAAACAAACAAAAAACAAAAAAAUCAACCAACUUUAUAGCUUUAGGGAUGUUUUAGCCCGCGCAUCUGAGCCGUUGUCAUCCUAAACAUAAUAUAUUAUAAUUAUAUUAUUAUUAAAUAUAAAUACAAACUAUAUUGUAUAUUCGAUGUAUAAUCUAAAAAUCGUAUUCGUAUUCGUAUUCGUAAAAUGCGUAUUCUUCUCAUCUUUUUAGUAUUCUUUUCCGUUUUUGUUUUUAAAUAUAGUAAACUUUCUUCUCGUCAAACGUAGGAACACAUCUUGGGGGCCAAAAUAAAAAUAUUAUUAAUAAAACAAUACAAACAAAAUUCGUAUAACCAAAUUGUUUCCAAAAGAAAAAAAACACUAAUAGAAAAAAAUUAUUAUAUAAAAUUAUAACUUACAAACAAUCAAACUUUUAGAGGGAAUUAUAUAUAGAUAAAUAAAAUUAUAUAUAUACAUUUAUAUUUAUAUAUAAACAAAAUAUUUAUGCAAAUUUUAGCUAGAUCUUUCUCUUACUAUUACAAAAUUUGUUAUCCAUAUUACAUUAUAUACUUAUAUCAACAACAUAACAAAAUAGAUAUUUUUACUAAAAAAACAAAACAAAAACAAAAAACUAACAAAAAAUUUAAGAAAAAAAUAAAUGUUAAUAAUAGCAAAAUGUUUAAUUGGUUCAAUUUAUUCCACAGUACAGAAUUUAUACAUUCCGAUAAAAAGAAAUUAAUUAAAAUAAAAUAUAUGUAAAAAUAUGUAACCAUUACAUACAAAUAUAAUCUAGGGAAUAUAUACUUGUAUCUUAUAGAUGGUUUAGUAAAUAAAUGUAUUGUGUAUAUUCUAAAAACAAAAAAUGUACAGUAAAUAUAUAAAUUAAUUAUAUAUAUAAUAUAUAUAUAUUUUGUAUAUGUCAAUAGUCUCGUUUAGCCAAUGAACUACACGGUUUCCAAAUGUGUAACAUUAACAAUUUUACUAUCCAUUAAAUGUUCUCAGAAUGAUUUAGAUCAAAAAUUAAAAUAGACAUACAUUUUCCAAAAAUACAAAACAAAAAACACACAAAAUAAAAUAAAAUAUAUUAAAACAAAAAUUAUUAUCGACGGCAACUGAAUGACAAUCUCGUGUUAAAGCGCCAUCGCGUUCGUUUCUUAAUAACUCAAAAACAGAAAAAAAUAUUUUUCAAAAUAUGCAAAAUGACUCACAGAAUAAAACAGAAAAAUAUGAAUUCACAACCAACUUUUACUAUGCAUAGUUUAAACAAUAACAAAACAAAGAAAUAACACUCACAAAAAAUUGCUAAAUGAAAGUUUAAAACAAAUUAUUAUUAAAAAAAUAAUUACUUUUUUGUCUUUUUGUCCUCCUCCAAUAUUCAUUCCCAAGAGAGUUUCUUCUGUAUCCGAUUUUUAUAUAACCUCUAUGCAUACAAAGUCUCUUUAAACAAUUUAUUUAACAAAAAUAUUUAAACAAAAUGAAAACAAAAAUAAAUUAAUUACUUUUUUAACUCUUAGAUAAUAAUUACAAAAUUAUAUUACUUUAUAUUAUAGAAAUGGAAUUUAAACAACAACAAAAAAGAAUUAACCUCGAACAACUCACAAUUUUAUUUAUUAACUUUAGUUAUUUAAAAUUAAAACAAAAAACAAAAAAUACAAAUAAAAAUUAUAAACUGAAACAAACAAUUUUUUAAGCUGUGAAUAUUAUCUUAUAUUAUGUAUGUAUGUGUAUUUUUUAUUAAAAUUAAUAUUUUUCUGUAAUUUGUAUUAAAUCUAGUAUAUUUGUAUAUUUUUCUCAAUUUCAAAUAUGAAACAA